Molecule: messenger RNA, 1650 nt
Organism: Lindgomyces ingoldianus
Lineage: Eukaryota; Fungi; Ascomycota; Dothideomycetes; Pleosporales; Lindgomycetaceae
Product: WD40 repeat-like protein
Exons: 3
Coding region: 93-1466 (457 amino acids)
Biological process (GO): mRNA splicing, via spliceosome
Cellular component (GO): catalytic step 2 spliceosome
Molecular function (GO): protein binding; mRNA binding
Source: RefSeq, a predicted model, not a curated record
CCCGCUACUCGACCCCGACCUCCUCCACCACCACGAACACCCUUCAAUUCACGUCAUAGCACUAGGGCCUUCCUUUAAGCUCCGUCUCUAAAAUGGCGGGAUACGGGAAAGGGUCCGGAAGGGUUCCAACGGGGUGGGCUGCGGAAACCUUCAUCAGCGAAUCCACUUUCCGCGCAGGCCACCGAGCCAUCCAAGGGAAUCCAAAUGCCAACUCGAAGAAGAGGAAAAGGGAGGGGAAGGGUGACUCUGGCAUUGUAUCGGGACCAGGGGCUUACAAAGGACCGUGGGCGCGAUACGAAGCGGAGCGCCCAGAUGCUGCCCCGGACGACGAGUAUGCCGAAGAUGUCGAAGUGGAGUAUGUAUAUGAGGAGGAUGAAAUAGAGCCGAACCCAGAGCCCCCACCGAAGAAGCUUGCUGGAACCGACGCGGACGGUGAUGGGGAGAGGAGCGAGUUCGUCGGGAGUCAAGAAUAUGAUUAUCAGGGAAGGACGUACAUGCAUGUUCCGAAUGACCUGGAUGUCAAACUGACGGGCGAUCGCGGCGACGCGAAGAACUUCAUUCCUAAGAAACUCGUCCACACAUACAAGUACCACACGAAAUCCAUCACCCAGGUCCGCUUCUUCCCCGACAGCGGACACCUCCUCCUUUCCGCAUCAGCAGACUCUAAUAUGGCUCUAUGGGACGUGUACCACCAGCGCGAGCUCCUCCGCACCUACUCGGGCCACACUAAAUCGGUUGUCGAUAUCGACUUCAACCCCGUAGGCACACAGUUCAUUUCAGCAAGUUAUGACCGCUACAUGAAGCUCUGGGAUACAGAGACUGGGAAGUGUAUCAACAGGUUUACGUCUGGCAAGACACCGCAUGUUGUGCGCAUCAACCCCAGCACGCCGCACGAGUUCCUGGCUGGGAUGAGCGAUAAGAAGAUCCUGCAGUAUGAUGUGAGGAGCGGAGAGCUGGUGCAGGAAUACGAUCAUCACUUGGGACCUGUCAAUACCAUCACCUUCUGCGACGAGAACCGCCGCUUCGUCACUACCUCCGACGACAAGUCCCUCCGCGCGUGGGAAUAUGGUAUCCCUGUUCCCAUCAAAUACAUUGCUGAGCCAUACAUGUUCUCAAUGGUCCGGUCCUCCCCGCACCCGUCAGGCAAAUACAUUGCUAUGCAGUCCUCCGACAACCAGAUCGUUGUCUAUUCCUCGACUGACCGGUUCCGCCAGAACCGCAAGAAGAGUUACCGGGGUCACAAUGUGGCUGGCUAUGCUCCCGAUGUGGCUAUCAGUCCCGACGGGCAGUUUGUUAGCUCUGGAGACAGCGGUGGCUAUGUGUGCUUCUGGGAUUGGAAGACGUGCAAGAUGUGGCACAAGAUCCAGGCAAGCGACUCCCCACUCGUGGCGGUGCAGUGGCACCCGAGGGAGACGUCCAAGGUGAUUACGGGCGACUUGAAUGGUGUUCUCAAGUAUUGGGAUUAAAGUAACUUUUCCAGGGUGCGGGAAGGACGAAGGAGUUCGGGGGUCUGCGGGGCAAAAUGAUAUCCAUGGGCAUUGAUGGACGGCCUGAUAUAGGACAGGACCAUCGAGCCCAAUUGUACCAGAAGCAUUUCCAAUCCGUCGCAAGGAAUUCCGUCUGCAGCAUUAAUGUUCCCGCUCACCCAUU